UUCACGACGCCAUUUUAUAUUAGUUCUUUGAAGUGUGAAUUUCAUUUAGUGCUAUCUGAGAAAAUAAAUUUUUCCCUAGUUUAAAAAAAGCAAAUAUCUAUUCAGAAGCAAAUAAAAUGAGUAGCAGUGGGAAUAAUUCUGCACGACCACCACCAAGAAUUGAUGGGAUGAUUUCCCUUAAGGUUGAUAAUUUGACAUAUCGUACAACACCCGAGGAUUUGAGACGUGUAUUUCAACGAUGUGGUGAGGUUGGAGAUAUCUACAUACCCCGCGAUCGAUACACGCGUGAAAGUCGUGGUUUUGCAUUUGUUAGAUUUUACGACAAACAUGAUGCAGAGGACGCAUUAGAGGCCAUGGAUGGCCGUAUGCUUGACGGUAGGGAGUUACGUGUACAGAUGGCUCGUUACGGUCGCCCAACUUCUCCAACACGCCGAACAAACAACAACAGACGUGGUGGUGGCGGCGGUAGACGCCGUUCUCGUUCUCCUGUACGCAGGCGUUCUCGUAGCCCACGACGACGAUCGUACUCACCUCGUUCUAGAUCACGUUCGGCAGCUAGCCGUUCACCAGUUCGACGCAAUAAAUUCUCACGUAGCCCAGUUGGGCGAAAGUCAGCGAGUCGUAGUCAAAGUCGAAAUGGCGUAGCUGGACGUAGUGCUUCACGUAGUCGAAGCCGAUCUUAAAUGAUUUCUAAUAAAGUCAUUGAUUUAAUGAAUCAGAAUUGCCCAAAAUAGUGACCAGUAUGCAUUAAACACUUUCAAAUGUUGAUUAGUGGCGACUUCAUAUAAAAACGCAGUUUAACGCGUUUAAUGCUGCUAUAUCAACAGGUACAGCCUUUAAACAUUUCAAUUGUAGCACUACAUAAACACAAAAAUUAAUGAAAGUAUGUGAAAGAUAAGAUAAUCAGGAAAAUCAAACGUGCCCUUCAUGUAUUUCUUUUAAUAACUCCUAAUUUCAUAGUUGCUCGAUUACCACAAGUCACAUUAUGUUCUUAUUUCUAUAUAUUACACCAAAUGCUGAUGUCAAAUAUUGCUAUUAUAAACUAAUUUCACUUGAGGUGUGUAGCAAACAAUUCAUAACGUAUGAUUAGCCUGAAUAUAUCAAAAAUAUGUUUACUCUACUACUGGAAGCUUAGAAUGCCAUUAAUAUAUAUGAAAUUCAUGAGCGAAAUUAAAAAUAUGGUCUAGAAAGCAAUGAUUUUAUUUAUUUUCCAGUAAUUGGAAAUAUAGAUUUAUGUAAUUAGCCCACAAACAGUUAAUGCGGUGGGAAUAGUUUUAGAAAUAUUGUUUCCAAAAUUAUUUGUACACUCUUAUAUUUAAAAUUGAAAGUAACAUGAACGUAUUGUAAGUUUUAUAAAAAAUAAUAAUAAAUGUAUUCCAAGUAAUUGUA
Molecule: messenger RNA, 1389 nt
Organism: Zeugodacus cucurbitae (melon fly)
Lineage: Eukaryota; Metazoa; Arthropoda; Insecta; Diptera; Tephritidae
Gene: SC35
Product: serine/arginine-rich splicing factor 2
Exons: 4
Coding region: 117-683 (188 amino acids)
Molecular function (GO): RNA binding
Source: RefSeq, a predicted model, not a curated record